AUGUCAGCAGACAUCAGAGAAAUAGUAGACAAGUGCCAGAUCUGCCAAACUUACCAAGACAAGCAGAAGAAAGAGCCAAUGAUGUCUUACCCUAUUCCUACCAGAUCAUGGGAAAUAAUCUCUCAAGACAUACUUACGUAUAAGAGCAAAGAUUACCUUGUAACAGUAGAUCACUACAGUGAUGUGUGGUUUCUGGAUGAAUUACAAGAUCUAACAUCUAAAACAAUCAUUGAAUGCAGCAAAACGCACUUUGCUCUACAAGGAAUACCAUCAACACUGAUCACAGACAAUGGGAGACAGUGGGUUAGCCGAGAAUUUGCUGAAUUCACAAAGACAUGGGAGUUCAACCAUGUGACCAGCUCUCCCUAUCACAGUCAGAGACACAGCCCAGCACAACGACUGUUGUCUAGAAGAACAAAUACAUAUUUGCCAGUAACAGAAAUCCUUCUACAACCACAAGUAGUUACUGGAGUCUCAGAACACAUUAAGAAAAGAAAACAGAUAUCAAAACUACAGUAUGACAAAAGUGCAACAAAGCUACCAGAACUUGUCAUUGGGGAAACUGUCAGACUCCGGCCUGAAAACAACAACCAAGAGUGGCAGACAGCAACCUGCAAGAAAAAAGUAGGACCUCGUUCUUACUUAGUAGAAACUACAAAUGGCAAAGUUUAUCGUAGCAACAGAAAGUUUCUAAGCACAACACCAGCAGGAGACAUUGCUAAAACAAUGCCAACAGUUGCACCCGACAAAUCAGACAUCACAUCCACAACUGACAUCCCAGUACCAGCAACACCAAAUGGAACAAGUGACAAGAGCACAGUAAACCAACAACCAUUAACUGGAAAACAAACAGAAGUUUCAACACCAAUCAUACCAACCCCUGCCCAGAAGAACCAUAACUAUGCCGAAUCGAUUCAAGAACUUUGUAUUGCAAAACCAAUAGACAAGAAAAAGAAAAGAGAGAAUAUGAAACCUUGA
Messenger RNA from Anneissia japonica, 978 nucleotides. RefSeq lists its product as uncharacterized. Gene Ontology annotation, molecular function: nucleic acid binding. Lineage: Eukaryota; Metazoa; Echinodermata; Crinoidea; Comatulida; Comatulidae. The coding region runs from base 1 to 978 and encodes 325 amino acids. The transcript has 3 exons. The record is from RefSeq and is a predicted model, not a curated record. Gene Ontology annotation, biological process: DNA integration.